GUCGUUGGAGAAUGGCUCGGAGGUGAUCAGAACGUCACCGGAGGACAACAGAGGUCGCCAGAUGAUGACUAAGAGGCGAUUAGAAAGUCGUGAGGAGGAUGGCUUGGAGGCUUUCGGAAUGCCAUCGGAAGACAACCAGAAAGUCGCUGAAGGAUGGCCAGAACAUAUUGGAAGUUCGCUAGAGGAUGGUCGGGAGGUUGCUGGAGCAGAUUGGAACUUCGCCGAAGGAUGA
Ilex paraguariensis (yerba mate) is the source of this 232-nucleotide messenger RNA. Lineage: Eukaryota; Viridiplantae; Streptophyta; Magnoliopsida; Aquifoliales; Aquifoliaceae. The record is from the annotation of a GenBank genome assembly.